UAUUGGAGAGCUAGCAGCGUUCUUUUUCUUUGCACUCGUAUGGAAGGGUGAUAGGAGGGUAGUUUCAAUUCCAUUCGAUAAAGUGAUGCUGGCGUUGAAAUUACGUUUUAAACUUACCGUCUGACCGUACUGUACAAUGGCAGAAUUCGAAUUAAAAUUACUAAAAGUGAAUAUAGAGGGAUCAAAUGCUAAUGUUAGCAACCAUGAUUUAGUUCUCAAGACUGACAUAGAAGAAGUAGGAAAUGCUAUCACGUCCGCUGCAGGUGAAAUAGCUCCAGACAAAUGUUUGGAGUCAGUUCUUUCCUCAGCUCAGCCAACCGCCUCUACAUCUUUAUACGUUGCUGCAGAGUCCAUUAUUGGGCAUACGCCAUGGGUCAAAAUAAAUGAAAUCCAAGCAAAUAAUGUUCUGGCAGUUUCUGUUCCAAAACAAUAUGGAGAAAAAUUCAACAAAUUGAUUACUGAUGGAAAAAUAACUCGAAAGGUGAAAAGCGAUUUUGAAGAUCUGGAUACGACAGUGAUGAGAAUUCCUGGAGCGAACCCUAAGAAACAAAAAGAAAUACUUGAUCUCAUUGAUGAAGUCAGAAUUGAAUCUAUUGAAAUAUGGGACAAAGGGUCUGAAGAGUUGAAUUAUACAGCAGGUGAAAUUAUAGAAGGAAAGAACACCGAUACAAUAACUAACAAACACACCGUAGUUAUUGGAGAUGGUGAAGGAUGCGUGGUUGGAACACUAAUGAAAAAAGGCUCAGAUGUGAAACGGACGAUACAGGGUGGAACCACAUUAGUUGUCGGUGGACUUAAAGGAAAAGAUCUUGAAAAGGUUCUAGAGACCUACGAGAAAAUACGCUUCAACUCCAAUGCAGUGCAGAAGGCAAAACAAAUCGAGGACAGGUCCGAUGCAGCGCAGAAGUUGAAACAAAUCGAGGACGGGUCCAAUGUAGCGCAGAAGUUGAAACAAAUGAAGGACGUGUCCAAUGCAACACAGAAGGUUAAACAAAUCGAGGACGUGUCCAAUGCAAAGCAGAAGGUGAAACAAAUCGAGUACGAGUCCAAUGCAACGCAGAAGAGGAGACAAAUCGAAAACGCCAGAGAUCUGUAGUUGAUAAUUCACAGCUUCUUGAUUAUCAUUGAAUAUUUCCGAAUUUCAGUUUUAUUUUACUCUUUCAGUCUUUCCUAUAUUUUAGUAGUAGCACGUGGUCUUUCGUGAGAUGAUAAGUAUGAAAUUUAUUUAUUCAUGGUAAACACUGCACUCACGAAAACCGCAAUUUUUUGUUCAUGUUGGAUUGCUCAAAUCUUGAUUAUCAGCACCUUCAAAUGCAUAUUACUUGAAGGGAAGUGUGUUACAUUAACAAUUAAUUACAAUUAAAUUAACAAUUUUAUCAAGUUCAAAUGCAUAACCUUGAUUUCUUUAAUUUUAUUUAUCCCAUGUUGACUGACUUUAAUAAUAAAAUUUUAUUUAUGCAAUACCAUAAUUUUUUAAUUACCCAGUAUAGAAUGAAUAUUGAAAUCUAAUUGAUAUUAUUUCGUAAAAUUUGUUGUGGUCUAUAUGUAUGUUUCACUGUAGUUUGUUCACACAUCAUGAUAACGUUUCUGUUAAAUUACUGUCAAUAAUUCAUUGGCUUUAAGAUAGCUAGUGUACACUGGAUCGUGUAACAGUGUGUAGCAAAUAUGGGGUGUUACUAUGGACGUCAAUUUCACUUAACCCCAUUUGUAUUAUUAGCAUGUUGAAUUUUAUAAAACUAGGUUAUUCUGGCCUGUUUCCUUAAUGGUGAUUUAUUUGUACAAGCCUUAUGCGGUGGCGCGAUAUGUGCUGAGAAGAUUGAUGAGGGUUUUCGACCUCCAUUCGAGAAUUGAGAAUAAUAGUGUUCUUCAUGUACUUUGUAUCAAGAAUUAAGUUUGUAUUUCAUUAUAUCUGUUGUUUG
Styela clava is the source of this 1919-nucleotide messenger RNA. NCBI's taxonomy places the organism in Eukaryota, Metazoa, Chordata, Ascidiacea, Stolidobranchia, Styelidae. The record is from RefSeq and is a predicted model, not a curated record.